AUGCCAGCACAGAAUAGGCCCCAGUUGCAGAGGUGCAAUUUAAGGUUAACAACUGCAUCUGGUAACAAUUUGAAGGUGUACGGGAAGUGCAUUUGUGAUUUUAGGAUUGGAGAUCCAGAUUUUGCACAGGAAGUGGUGGUGGCUAAGUUGGAGGGACUAAGAGGAAUCAUAGGUGUUGAUUUUCUUACAAAGCAUCAAGGGGAGAUAAGCUUUGGAGAAAAAGUCCUCAGGUUAGGCAAAUAUAGGUGUGAUUUGCAACCUGUAGUGGCCACCGCCAGUACUUGUGCUAGGAUACGGGUCAGUGAACCAAUCUCCAUUCCUGAAAACACGGAAUGUUAUUUUCCUGGUUACAUAGAUGGCAAUAUAUCGGGUGAGGAGGGAAUAGUGGAACCUGUUGAGAAGUUUAGUAGUGAAGGGUUGUUACUGGCAAGGAUGUUGGUUCGACCGAGGAAAGGUAAACAAAUAACCUUGUCGGUCCUUAACCUUUCAUCGCGACCUGUCAAGUUACAGGAGAACACCCACAUAGCUACAGUGGAAAGUGUAGAACAUGUAUACCAGGUUGAUGAAGCAGAGAUAGAGAGUAAUGAAUUAGAACCAUUAUCAGAGGGGUUAUCAGUUCAGUUGAGGGAGAAUGAAAAAACAGAAGUGAGACAGUUACUUGUGGAAUAUCAGGAUAUUUUUGCAGGACCUGAUGGGAAGUUGGGCCGUACAGACUUGGGAGAACACCAUAUAGAUACAGGUCAGGCAGAGCCAAUAAAAAUACCAGCGCGUCGAAAAAAGUGCUUGAGGAUGAGCUUGAUAAAAUGUUGGAAAGUAGGUUGA
Molecule: messenger RNA, 822 nt
Organism: Mizuhopecten yessoensis (Yesso scallop)
Lineage: Eukaryota; Metazoa; Mollusca; Bivalvia; Pectinida; Pectinidae
Exons: 1
Coding region: 1-822 (273 amino acids)
Source: RefSeq, a predicted model, not a curated record